UUUUUUCUUGUAGGGGCAUAGACUACGUAGAGACUAUUUACUAUUUGGUCCGCCCUGCACUUGCCGACGCUGGAUGUGCGUUGGGUACCUGGUGCCGAGAGGAGGGUGAAGAUGCCCGGCCUUGGGGACCUGGUGGCUCGCGAUUUCUUUACAGGCAUCAGCCCGGGCAUCCGCCCAAGCCGAACUUCCUUUGAAGAGGCUCCGGCUUUGCCUGCGUCGGCCGUCGGCCAGAUCGGGCCUGCUCCACCUCCGGUGCCGGAUGCGCGGGCGGCUGCGGCGGCAAGACCUGAUGUCCAAACACCACCUGAGCCUCCACCGCCAGAAGCCAACGAGGACAUCCUUGCUGGCCCGGAAGCCGUGAGCUCGCAAGCCUCCACGCAGACGAUCCCCGGCGGCCCACGCAGGCCGUCGGGAACUGGUGGAGGCGUUGAUCACUUUGGGUCUGUGAACACCUUCUUCAUGGCCUUCUCAGCCAUUCUCAUCGCCUUAGGGCUGGGCUAUGAUCAUUGCAUGGACGCCUGGAGCAAGUACAGUGGGGGUGCGGCACCCAAAGAUCGGGCACCCCGAGAUCGAAGGGGGAGCGCCAGAUCACAAGGCCGAGAAAUCGGAUCCGCAGGUGAUGAAGGCUCUGAAGAUGCGUCAGGCUCAUGAAGGCUUGCAGGCUUUGUGAGCGCGCUUCUCUUGCUGGCAAAUGCUUGCAGAUCACUUGGAAAAAAGACAUUGUCAACGCAGAGGGUGGGGUGGCAUCCAACUUGUCUUUGGUCCAUAGAAUGCUACAAUGUGAGGCUCGGUUCAUCUUGGAGAGGAGCAUGAUGGGCGC
Durusdinium trenchii is the source of this 820-nucleotide messenger RNA. The record is from the annotation of a GenBank genome assembly. NCBI's taxonomy places the organism in Eukaryota, Dinophyceae, Suessiales, Symbiodiniaceae.